AAAAUUUUGUAAAGUGCACAAAAUGAGUGCUCCCGUUGCCCCUUCGGGCAUUCAGAGUACUGCGGGUGCUGUUCCCGUGCGCAAUGAGAAAGGCGAGAUUUCCAUGCAGAAAGUUAAAGUCCAGCGAUAUAUAUCUGGCAAGCGUCCUGAAUAUGCCCGCGUUGACUCCAGCACGGACGAGAGCGAUGAGGAUGACUUCAUUGACACACGGAAGCGCAUGGAGCGCCACAAGGCUGAACGCCACAAGAUGGAGCUGGCCCGAAGAGGCAGCGCCGACGGAAAGCCUGCCGAGGACGGCGAUGAGGCCGAGGUGGAUGAUCCACGUCUGCGACGCCUGCGUGCACGCCCUGUGGAUAUGGAGGACAUGGAACGAGAACGAAGGGAACGCCACAGACACAUCCACGAGCCCGAGAUGGUGGAGAGUGACAGUGAAGAUGAAGAAGAGGACGCAGAGGAGCAGAAGAACCUCGAGCGGGGAACCAACAAGAUUACACUUGCCUCCGAAUCCGACACAGAUGCGGAGCUCAGUGACACGGAAAUGGAGAAUCGGCGUACAAAGCUGAGAGCGAGAAUGCUGCAGCAACAGCGCGAGGAGGAGGUGCUCCAAAAAGAGGAUGAAAAGCAAUCGGAAUCUUCAGAAACAGAGAGCUCUGAAUACGAAGAAGAAAGCGAAAGCGAGGAGGACAACGAGCCACGUCUUAAGCCCCUGUUUGUAAGGAAAAAAGAUCGGGCGACCAUUCAGGAAAAGGAGCGCGAAGCUCAGAAACAAAAACAAAUAGAGGCGGAGGCCAAAAGAGCGGCCAAGGAGCGGAGGCGAGCCACCCUGCGAAUGGUGGAGGACAGCGUUAAGAAAGACCUGGAGAAGACCAAGCCGGAGUCGAAUGAAGCCUGCCUAGAAGAUGUGUGCACGGACGACGACAACGACGAAGUGGAGUACGAGGCUUGGAAGCUUCGCGAGCUCAAGCGAAUGAAGCGGGACCGCGAAGAACGCGACAACACCGAACGAGAGAAACUGGAAAUCGACCGGGUCCGUGGUCUCAACGAAGAGGAACGACGCCAGGAGCUCCGGCAGAAUCCCAAAAUGGUCACCAACAAGGCCACCAAAGGAAAAUACAAAUUCCUGCAGAAAUACUAUCAUCGCGGUGCUUUCUACCUGGACGAGGAGAACGAUGUGCUGAAACGAGACUUUGCCCAGGCAACGCUUGAGGAUCACUUCGACAAGACCAUCCUGCCCAAGGUGAUGCAGGUGAAAAACUUCGGUCGCUGCGGCCGCACCAAGUACACUCAUUUAGUGGAUCAGGAUACAACAAAGUUCGAUUGUCCCUGGUAUGCGGAGACCUCGAACAACAUCAAGUUCCACAAUGAACACGCGGGAGGCAUGCGGCAGCAGUUUGACAAGCCCACAGGAUCCAAGCGAAAGAAAUUGGAGUAGAUAAUA
This is a messenger RNA of Drosophila persimilis, 1438 nucleotides long. RefSeq names its product microfibrillar-associated protein 1 (gene Mfap1). Gene Ontology annotation, biological process: mRNA splicing, via spliceosome. Gene Ontology annotation, molecular function: RNA binding. The transcript is spliced from 3 exons. Gene Ontology annotation, cellular component: U2-type spliceosomal complex. The record is from RefSeq and is a predicted model, not a curated record. NCBI's taxonomy places the organism in Eukaryota, Metazoa, Arthropoda, Insecta, Diptera, Drosophilidae. The coding region runs from base 23 to 1432 and encodes 469 amino acids.